CUACGUUUAUCGCUAGCCAAUAUCCGGAAUUUAUUCGACCAGCUUGAUUUAUUCUACCAUUACCGUGUCAAUAUGAUAUCCGGUGAUGUGUUCGUUCUGGCCAAAAAAGUCGUGAUGAUCCGCAAUAAAUAGAUGAAAUGCACAGUUUACCGGGAAGUGCUCGGUUUAAGAGUACCCCUGCAGGACGAGUUGAUUCCACACAGAAGCCCUCUAAUACCGGGGAGGAAAUAUCCGGGCGGAAAGAGGAAAUAGCCAAGAAGGAAAGUCAACAAAAACGUCUCUACUUUUACCAGAGCGAGCUUCAAAACAUGGCCCGAGAAUUACCGGGUAAAUAUCAGCAGCGACUCCCAUACGACCUUCUGUCCGGUCUGGCUAGCUCCCUGCUGGAUGGUACCGUGUUUGAAAUUGUCCGCAGUCUACAGGAAGUCCAGCAGUUAGAGGAGAGACAUCUCCACACACAGCGAGUCAAACUCGUCAAUGAUCACAAAGCACAGAGACAUGAGCUGCAAAAGAGACACAAAGAAUUACUACAGAGUUGUCAGAUGAAGCCUCACAAUUUACCCAUAGUGGAGGCUCAAAUUGAGAGAGAGAAAGAGACAAUGGAGAAGAGGUGUGAAGAAGAGGUGAAGAAGAAGGAUAUGAAGAUAAUUAUGGAGUUAGAUCAGAAGGUGAUGGAUCAGCAGGUCAUGUUAGAGAAGGCGGGAGUUCCGGGGUUCUAUGUCACCAACAAGAGCAUUGACGUCAGACUACAGAUGUAUCUCCUGGAGUUUAUCACCAGAAUGGGACACAUGCAGCCACCUUGAAGCUGAGCAUUAGGUGGUAGUUGUUUUGUUUAAAGUAAAGAAAUCUUUUUGUUGAUUUAGAAAAAACAAGAGAUUAAUGAAUUUAUUCAAGUUGUUCUCCCUAAGACUUAAGAAAAUGGACGUUUUUACAUGGGAAUAAAAAUGGACAAAAACAACUGUAAAACAUAUGAACAUGCAUGAUUUUACAUGUUAUAGCACACAGGCUUCUUGCUUAAACUAUUCUUCUGUAAAACAAACUUUCGUUAGGGUAAAUUGUCAUGGCCUGAGAACUAGCAUUUAAGAGUAAAUAAUGAUUUCAUGAGGAAUUGGUUUUUUCGUAACAAGAUUUCUAAGAAGUAAUUCAUGAGAAAAUUACAUUACAUUUCAUGAUAAACUUAAUUUCGCGAAUCUAUUCAUAUAUGUGCAUCGAAAACAAGACAAAUUAAUCCCUCAUGAAAAAUUAUGGAUUUCUUAGUAAAUUAAAAAAAAAAAAUAUCCGAAGUGAAAUAUAAUGUGUGAGCAACAUUUUGAGCAUUUGAAAACUUACUAGUAAUCAUCAAGAGACUAUAUGAUAUUGAAGAAAAAGUGAAUGUUUUUGUCCUUAAUAUUAAAAACACAUUGUAUGGUUGAUUGGUUUGAGAUACAUUUCUUCAUAAUAUUGUACACUGUCCAUAUUUUAAAUAUAUGUUACAUGAACAUAAUCUAAAAUGAAUUUAUAAUGUAAUAAAAUUUAAGAUUCUGUUGUUGUACUUCUUUCAUCACGCUGAGUGCAAAGAAAGUAAGAAAUUUUGCUUGAAAUGAAUGAAUUUUACCAAUUGAUUAAUACCCUUGAACCAAGCUCUUUUAAUUAGAUACAUGUUAAGUGUUACCUACAUGUAAUAUGCUUUAAUAAAAAUUGCAUUUAUCUCUAGAAGAUGAGGUGCACAAAACAUUGUAAUAAUUGUUGACACAAGCAUCAAACUAAUAAGUUUUUUAAUAUAUGUUGGUGUUAUUUCUACAGAAAUUCAUUUUAUAUAAAAAUUGUCAUCAAAAUUAAAUUAUUCAUUAAAAAUAAAGACUGAGAAAAUAGUACAGUAUGACUGUUUGAAUGCAAAAAGCAUCUUCAAUGGAGUCAUUGAAAUUUCUUUCUGGAAUAUAAAGCAUUUGAUUACAUACAUGCACUAUAAUAUUAUGCGAAAUC
Saccostrea cuccullata (small rock oyster) is the source of this 1962-nucleotide messenger RNA. RefSeq names its product protein DGCR6-like. The record is from RefSeq and is a predicted model, not a curated record. The transcript is spliced from 5 exons. Bases 138 to 803 code for a protein of 221 amino acids. Lineage: Eukaryota; Metazoa; Mollusca; Bivalvia; Ostreida; Ostreidae.